AUGAAUAACAGCAGUGGUUUCCGAAACCUACUGUAUAGUCAAUGUCCCAUUGAACUUGAUUCACCUGAACAAGUUUGGUUCGGUAGCCAACCACCUGAGCCUGUUGGGUCCGGUAGCCAAGCUCCUGUUGGCGAGUCUGGUGAGCCGGUUGUCGAGCCUGCUACCAAAGAGAGGAGGAAAUGGAACCAGCAAGAGGAUUUAAUACUGAUAGGUGCUUGGCUCAACACUAGUAAAGAUGCAGUUAAAAAUACUGAGCAGAAAGCUGGUGCAUUCUGGAAGAGGAUCAUCGACUACUACAAUGCAAGCCCUCUUCUGGUUGGGACAGUUCCGAGAGAGCUUACUCCAGCCAAGCAGCGGUGGGCUAGGAUUAACGCAGAUGUCUCCAAGUUCGUUGGUUGCUAUGACCAGGCUAUGAGGGAGCAGAAAAGCGGUGAAAACGAUGAUGAUCUGAUGAAAGCCGCACUAGACUACUACUUCAAGGAUCAAGGCCACAAGUUUGGCAUGGAACACGCCUGGAGGGAGCUGAGGCAUGACCAGAAAUGGUGCUCAUCAUGUAAAGACAGUGGGAAGGAUAAGCGCAAACAUGUCGUGGAGGUUGAUAUAGAUGAGGAAGAGGGCAGACCGGUCGGGGUCAAGGCAGCGAAAGCUGCUUCUAAGAAGAAGAAGAGUGGGAAAGAAGAGGAGUUGUCGCGCUUACAAACCAUCAUGGAGAUUAAACAGAAACUCUCUAACCAAAAACUUCUUGAUCGUUUAUUAGCCAAAAAAGUGCCAUUAACUGAGAUGGAAACAUCACUUAAGCUGAAGUUAAUGUCUGAAAUGUUAUGA
Messenger RNA from Brassica rapa (field mustard), 825 nucleotides. RefSeq names its product glutathione S-transferase T3-like. The record is from RefSeq and is a predicted model, not a curated record. Lineage: Eukaryota; Viridiplantae; Streptophyta; Magnoliopsida; Brassicales; Brassicaceae.